Monopterus albus (swamp eel) is the source of this 2759-nucleotide messenger RNA. Its product is annotated as regulator of G-protein signaling 6-like. The transcript has 16 exons. Gene Ontology annotation, biological process: intracellular signal transduction; positive regulation of GTPase activity; G protein-coupled receptor signaling pathway. Gene Ontology annotation, cellular component: neuron projection; cytoplasm. Gene Ontology annotation, molecular function: GTPase activator activity. NCBI's taxonomy places the organism in Eukaryota, Metazoa, Chordata, Actinopteri, Synbranchiformes, Synbranchidae. The record is from RefSeq and is a predicted model, not a curated record. Bases 447 to 2015 code for a protein of 522 amino acids.
UCCUCCCUCUGUUUUCCUCUGGACUCUCUCUAAUUCUUUCAUCCCCCCACCCUCCUUUUCCAACUUGAUCUGCCCCUCUGUCCCUCACUCUCUCUGACACACUCAGUCUUUCGCUCUCGCUCAGACUCGAGCACAUGCAGACAGAGGGAGGGGGGAGAUGAAUGAAGUGCACACAUGUGAGGAUCUCAUGAACUGCUGGGACAAGGCAGGACCGGUGAAGAGAGAAGAGGAGGAGGAGGAGUAGAGGAAUACUGCAGUAACCAGCCAGCUUCUCUCUCUUUCUCUUGCUGCUUCAUUCCUGUUUUCCUCAUCCCCUUCUCCCCUCUCUGACAAUUAUACCAUGAACCUGCCUGCUGCUUGUUGCUAAGGGGGAGCCAACUGGGGGAGACAUCGGGGGGGGAGCAGAGUGGACCAGGCAUUAUUUUAUUUUUAAGGACUGAGCAAAAAUGGCGGAGGAGUCCAGAGAGCAUGGAGGCGUGAGCACCACUGAUCCAGAGGAGGACUCUCCUAAUAUGAUCGUCUACAGAAAGAUCGAAGACAUUGUUACACGUAUACAAGAUGAAAAAGCAGGAGGUGUAGCCAUCCGGACUGUCAAAAGCUUCCUCUCCAAGAUCCCGAGUGUGGUUUCAGGGGUGGACAUCAUUCAGUGGCUGAUGAAAAACCUCUCCAUUGAGGAUCCAGCUGAAGCCAUCCACUUGGGGACUCUGAUUGCUGCCCAUGGCUACAUAUUCCCCAUCUCUGACCAUGUCUUGACACUUAAAGAUGAUGGAACCCUUUAUCGCUUUCAGUCUCCAUACUUCUGGCCUUCAAACUGUUGGGAACCUGAGAACACAGACUAUGCCAUUUACCUGUGCAAGCGCACCAUGCAGAACAAAGCCAGACUGGAGCUAGCUGACUAUGAAGCUGAGAAUCUUGCCCGGCUACAGAGGGCUUUCGCCAGGAAGUGGGAAUUUAUCUUCAUGCAAGCGGAGGCUCAAGUCAAGAUUGACAGGAAGAAGGAAAAGGCAGAGAGGAAGAUCCUAGACAGCCAGGAGAGGGCAUUCUGGGAUGUCCAUCGGCCAGUGCCAGGCUGUGUCAACACCACAGAGAUGGACAUCCGCAAGUGCCGAAGGGAGAGGAACCCACACAGGGUGAAAAAGUCAGUGUAUGGGGUACCAGAUGACAGCCAGAGCCAGCCAAGUCCCGUCCAUGUCAACUCCCAGCCGAUCAGGAAACCCACCAAAGAGGACGUUCAGAAGGAGAUUACCUUCUUGAACAUCCAACUGGAUAGACACUGUAUGAAGGUUUCCAAAGUGGCAGACUGUCUGAUGAGCUACACGGAGCAGUUCAUGGAAUACGACCCCUUCGUGUCAGCCACAGAGCCAUCCAACCCCUGGAUCAGUGAUGACACUUCCUUCUGGGAUUUGGAGGCAAGUCGUGACCCCAGCCAGCAGCGCGUGAAGAAAUGGGGCUUCUCUCUGGAGGAGGCACUGAAGGAUCCGGCAGGAAGAGACCAGUUUCUGAAGUUCCUGGAGUCAGAGUUCAGCUCAGAGAAUCUGCGGUUCUGGUUAGCGGUGCAGGAUUUGAAGAGGCGGCCACUUGAGGAAGUGGCCCCCAGGGCGCAGGAAAUCUGGCAGGAGUUUCUGGCUGAGGGGGCAUCGAGCCCCAUCAACCUGGACUCUCACAGCUAUGAGCGCACCAGCCAGAACCUCAAAGAUCCUGGACGAUACAGCUAUGAGGACGCUCAGGAGCACAUAUUCCAGCUAAUGAAAAGUGACAGCUAUGCACGCUUUUUGCGAUCCAACAUCUACCAAGACCUCCUAUUAGCCAGAAAGAAGCAGCCAGCAGACACUGAACAGGGCCGCCGCACCUCCUUGGAGAAGUUCACCCGCAGUGUGGUAAGUCAUUUGGAGCUGGGGCUGUUCAUAUCACAAACCACACUGGCUGGCUCACUAUCAGUGGCUUUUGAAAUGAUAACCAUAUUACACAUUGUUGUGUCUUCUAAGAUCUGUUGUUGGAUGUGUUUAUGUGAAUAAGGUAACUUGCUAGUCAUAUGGAUGGUUGCAGCUUAGUAUUUUAGAUAAAAUGACUUUGUUGGUAGAGACUUUGUCUGUGUGGUUUAAAAAGUACUUCAUCUCUCAUUUCAACUCUUCUUUUCAUUGUAAUUGAACUUUUAGGGCAAGUCAUUGACGGGAAAGCGCCUGACAGGCUUGAUGCAGUCAUCCUGACACAGCCUGUGCUGGAGGGGCAUAGCCAGACCCUGUUGGAGGGGUGACAGCCACCCAGGGGCACAGACAGUGGAGCUGAGAUGGACAGUGCUGCUGUGGAGGCUCUCAAACACUGCUCUGAGGACUGCUGACAUACUGGGCCUGCUGGGGGUGAACACCCCAAACAGAACCACUGAGGAAAAGAAAAUUCUGACAAGGGGAACCUCAGCCAACACACCACAUGGCAUGCAGCAUACAGUACUGUAUAAGCACAUUCAGACCAGGGCUGCUCUCUGUUCAUCACUUAGUUGGCAAACUGUUUGUUAACCUAAUCAGAUUAUAUUGUUCUCAUUUUGUUUUCUACACAUGUUUACUGGAUAUUAAAUGCAACAAUCUUCUCUGAUAAAAACUACAUCUAAAUGUUAUUUGACACAAUUGCAAUGAAUUGACUAUUGGUUUAGUUGUCCUAAAACAGCUGGGGACAAUCUUAACUCAUACAUAUGUCUGUGCAGAUUCUCAGUCAUCCAGGUCAUAGUAAGCUGAAAAAACGUAUAAAAAAUCAACUGGACUAGA